UUGAGCGAUCAUAUUGACCAACAUUCAGAGUUAUUCACAUUCCCUUCUGGUUUCCGGUCCAUCUUGGUUCUUUUAUAUGUGGGCGUCUCUCUCUGUCCAUUUGCACGAGCCCUAAAAGCGGAAAGAACAUGGGCUCGACUAGCGAAUCUGCUGGAACUCUAAGCAGUGACCAUUUUGAUAGCGUAAAGGAAGAAGAAGAAGAGGAGGAGGAGGAGGAGGAGGACAAUGACGGCGAGAGUAACGGGGAAGAAGCAACAACUAGCGGAUCUACAGAGGGCAGAUUCUUGCGCAGGCUUUCUCGGAGAUUCCCGGUCAUUGCCGCUCUCCAAAAGCUUCCCUUGAACCAGGCCGGAGAGGAAUUACAGUCACUCAUGAAGAUCGCGUGCCCCAUUGUGAUGACCACACUGCUCAUCUUCUCGAGGUCGGUGAUCUCCAUGCUCUUCCUGAGCCAUCUCGGCAAGGAGGAGCUAGCCGGCGGGGCCCUUGCCCUCGGCUUCAGCAACAUCACAGGCAACUCAAUCCUGAAGGGCCUCGCGAUAGGCAUGGACCCGAUCUGCGCCCAGGCCUUCGGGGCCAAGCGGUGGUCGGUCAUGAGCCAGACGUACCAGAAGACCCUCUGCCUGAUGCUUCUCGUGUGCGUCCCCAUAUCGGCCCUCUGGCUCCACAUGGAGUCGAUCUUCGGCUGGCUCGGCCAGGACCCGGAGAUCACCCACAUUGCCCAGGUCUACAUGGUGUUCUCAAUCCCCGAGCUCUUCGCUCAGGCUUGCCUCCAUCCAUUGAGAAUUUUUCUGAGGACUCAGGGCGUGACCACACCUCUCACAAUAGCCUGUGUCUGGUCGGUGAUCCUGCACAUGCCCAUCAACUACUUCCUGGUGGUCUACUUGGGCCUCGGUGUGAAGGGUGUGUCGCUCGCCCUCAGUUGGAACACCAUUAACCUCAACCUCGGCCUGCUCAUCUAUCUGGCCGCAUCACCGACGACCCUGAAGCCAUGGCACGGGGCUGGCUUCUCCUCAAUCCUCCAGGGGUGGCGGCCGCUUCUGGCCCUGGCCUUGCCGAGCUGUGUCUCAGUGUGCCUCGAGUGGUGGUGGUACGAGAUCAUGCUCUUCCUGUGCGGUCUGAUCAGCAACCCCAAGGCCUCAGUCGCGGCAAUGGGAAUAUUGAUUCAAACGACCGGGUUGUUGUACACGUUCCCGUUCUCACUCAGCUCGGGCCUGUCUGCACGCAUCGGGCAGGCCCUGGGCGGGGGCAACCACCUCCAGGCCCAGCUCGUAACCAUCAUCGGGAUAGCUGCGGCGGUCGCCUUCGGGAUUGCUGCCCUCAUCUUCAUGAUCGCCAUCCGGUCGGUGUGGGGCCGGAUCUACACAGACGAUCCGCAGGUCCUCAAAUUGGUCUCCUCGGCGCUCCCGAUCCUCGGCCUUUGCGAGCUCGGGAACUCCCCUCAAACCGCAUCCUGCGGGGUACUGACGGGGACAGCCCGGCCCAACAUUGGGGUCCGUAUAAACCUCUUCUCAUUCUACUUGGUCGGAUUGCCCGUCGCGGUGCUCACGACGUUCCAAUUCAAGAUUGGAUUCCGCGGGCUGUGGUUCGGCCUGCUGGCAUCCCAGAUCUCUUGUGUGUGCUUGAUGACUUACACAUUGAUUCAGACGGAUUGGAAGCAUCAGGUCAAGAGGGCCGACGAGCUGACCACGGUCCCAAACGCCAGCCACCAGAAUGAUUUAGAGUCUGGCCUGCUCUCCGAUCAGUGAUUAAAUUGCAACAAACCAAGAAGAGCAGAAAGACAAGAUUGUUGACAUGAUUUUUCAGGAAUUAACUUCGUACAUAUUAGUAACAUUACCUCUGAGCACAUCAGAUUAUUGUCUUUAGAAGUUGGAAGAAUACCUAGAUCAUCUUAACCUCAUUCAUUUUACAGAUCAUGUUCUAAUGGCUAGAAUUGACCAUCUUCCAAAGGUGGCCUGUUGAUCAGGUUUUCUAAAUAUCCAUACUAAAACAUGCUUUACCUGA
Rhodamnia argentea is the source of this 2001-nucleotide messenger RNA. RefSeq names its product protein DETOXIFICATION 53-like. Gene Ontology annotation, molecular function: antiporter activity; xenobiotic transmembrane transporter activity. Lineage: Eukaryota; Viridiplantae; Streptophyta; Magnoliopsida; Myrtales; Myrtaceae. Gene Ontology annotation, biological process: xenobiotic detoxification by transmembrane export across the plasma membrane. The coding region runs from base 129 to 1745 and encodes 538 amino acids. Gene Ontology annotation, cellular component: membrane. The record is from RefSeq and is a predicted model, not a curated record. The transcript has 2 exons.